UCUGCUGUUGAAGUUGAUGAACGCACUUAGAGGAGCAUCCAUUGGGAGUUUUAUACUUUAAUCUGAUUAUUUACUGUCGCAAACGAUGGAAAGCAAGGUCACUAUGUUUCGUGCACUUUUUCUUGCCUGUCUUACGUUCGUUAAAGGAUCCCCAGCAUCAGUAACAGUGGACGCGCUUCCUAAAGCAACAGAUGUAUUCUGGUCAUCUUACAAUUUCAAAACAAUUUUAACAUGGGGGCCUAAACCUGUCAACUACACAUAUACUGUUGAAUUUUUCAGAGUUGGUAAGAACAGACAGAGAAACCCUCACUGCAUUAGAAGCACCGAAACCGAAUGUGACCUGACCAAUGAAUUUAAAGGAGACUUAAAGGGGGUUUAUACUGCCGAGGUGCUUUCAGAACCCUUACCUGGCAUGACAACUGAUCACGAGGAGCUUCCCUUUACCAGAUCAAAGACAUUCUGUCCAUAUAAUGACACUUUGAUUGGAAGACCUGAUUUCAAGUUGAUGGUGAAUGAAGACAAGAAGAUUAUGCUCAUCAUACAAGACCCAGUCACAGCUCUGGUCAAAGAUGGCAAACCUCAGAACAUCCGUGAAAUCUUUAAGAAAAAUCUCAAGUACAAGAUUUCGUACAACAAAGCUGGAAGCACAGGAAAAAAAGUACAAAUCGUGGAUGAAAAUAAAAUGGAGUAUAGUAGACUAGAUGAAAAUCAGAGUUACUGCUUUAGUGUGGCGGCAUACAUCCCCUCCCGUAAAGGAGACAAACAAGUUGGCAAGUGGAGCCUACCCAAGUGCUCCCCACAGGAGCACAAGACUUUGUUUCAAGAAUAUGGGUUGAUAGUCAUUGGAGGAGCAGCUCUCAUUAUACUGCUUUUGGUGAUUGCUUUAAUUGUUUUGAUAGUGUUGUGCUGCAAGCAUGCAAAACGAUUGGCUGCUAAGGAAAUCACAGUGGUCUAGACUACCAUAGAGAAAUAUAAUAUACAGAUUGACCUCAGAAUGGGACAUACAGCUGGACUGUAUUAAUUCUUAUUAUGCUGGGAUGGACAUUUGGGUGUCUACUAUGUUAGACUGGUUUCUGUGAAACACUACAUGAUGCGUACAUAUCGGACCAUUUUUGGAUCAUGAAUGUUUAGAAUAUUUAUUUUCUUUAUUAGCUGCUAUAUGUUUAUUGAGGUUUUAUAUGUAUAGAGGGAAAUAUUUAAUGUUCUAAUAUCUAUUUUUUAUGUAAAUUAUUUCACUGGGAUUUACUAGCUACAGCAAAUAAAUGAUCA
Molecule: messenger RNA, 1269 nt
Organism: Triplophysa rosa
Lineage: Eukaryota; Metazoa; Chordata; Actinopteri; Cypriniformes; Nemacheilidae
Gene: f3b
Product: coagulation factor IIIb
Exons: 6
Coding region: 86-955 (289 amino acids)
Biological process (GO): blood coagulation
Cellular component (GO): membrane
Molecular function (GO): protein binding
Source: RefSeq, a predicted model, not a curated record